AUGGGGUUCGCAGCCGCCACAGGGACAAACGAUCCCCCGGAAGUCCGCAACUGGACUAUCCAUUACAUAGCCCUGGUUGCUUCUAUGGCAGCCCUUUCAAUGGGCUAUGACACCGCCGUCAUUGGUGGCACCAUGUCCCUUGACUCCUUCGUCAGCCACUUCGGCAUCGACAACAUGACCUCCUCGGAGCGCGACAACUCCCAAGCCAACAUCGCCUCCAUGUUCCAAGUCGGCGCCUUCUUCGGCGCCCUGCUGACAUUCCCAGUCGCCGAGAAAUACGGCCGCAAAAAGGCCAUCAUGACCGCGGCCCUCAUCUUCUGCGUAGGCGGCGCCAUGAUGUCCGGCGCGAACGGCAUGUUGGAGCUCAUCUAUGCCGGGCGGGCGAUCGGCGGCCUCGGCAUCGGCAUGGCGACGAUGACGGUCCCGGUAUACAUCGCGGAGACCUCACCUCCAAGCAUCCGCGGGCGUCUCGUGGGCAUCUUCGAGAUCUUCUCCCAGGGGGGCGGGAUGCUCGGUUUCUGGAUCAACUACGCCACGGACCGAACUAUCGAUGUUCGGAAUAGAUCUCAGUGGAUCGUGCCGUUGACGCUUCAACUCCUUCCGGCUGUGAUGCUCUUCAUCGGCAUCAUCUUCUGCCCGGAGUCGCCGCGCUGGCUCGCUCGAGGAGAUAACUUCGAGGCCGCGGAGAAGGUUCUGGUGCAUAUCCGCGGUCUUCCCGCCGAUCAUCCGUAUGUCCAGAACGAGAUGAGUGAGAUUCGGCAGCAGGUCGAGGAGCGGAGCACGAUGAGGCUCAGCAAGAGACAGCAAAUCCAGAAGCUGUUGGCGCCGGGCACCAGAAACCGGGUCGCGGUCGGGGCGUUCCUCAUGUUUCUGCAGAGUUACACGGGAGUUAACAUUAUGACGUACUAUAGCCCGCGCAUCUUUGAGACUCUAGGCAUCGUAGGUACCAGCAACAAGUUAUUCUCCACGGGUAUUUACGGCGUUGCCAAGAUGCUCGGAAUGAUCUUGUUCGCGGUGUGGGUAGUCGAGAAGGUCGGUCGUCGCGGCGGUCUCCUCUGGGGAUCGCUCCUGGGCAGUCUGCCACUCUGGUAUGUUGGUGGCUACGUGAUGGUCGCCGACCCGUCCGCCAAUGCAACGGAGGGCAACAUCCAGCUGAGUGGAUGGGGUUACCUCGCGAUGGUCUGUAUAUAUCUGCAUUCCUUCAUCAUCUGCGCCACGAUCCAAGGAAUCACCUGGACAUACGCCGCGGAAAUCUUCCCCUUGGAUAUCAGAAUGGCUUGCGUCGCGAUAUCGACGGCGAGCACGUGGCUGGGAUCGUUCGUGGUCGCGAGGGCCACGCCGUUCAUGAUAACGGACCUUGGCUACGGGACGUACUUCAUGUUUGCUGGGUUUUUGAUUGGCAUCGGUGUUUGGUCUUUCUUCUGCGUCCCCGAGACGAAAGGGAUCUCUCUUGAGGAGAUGGAUGCUCUGUUUUCGAGGCCUACUCAUAUCGUUGUCUGGUCACAGCUUCGUGGUCGACCAACCCUCGCCAGGGACAACGCUUCAAUUGCUGGGUCCAUGGGCAAGGGAGGGGCGAAGGUCGAGACCGUAGCUUAG
Messenger RNA from Colletotrichum karsti, 1596 nucleotides. RefSeq names its product quinate permease. Gene Ontology annotation, molecular function: carbohydrate:proton symporter activity. Gene Ontology annotation, biological process: carbohydrate transport; transmembrane transport. The transcript is spliced from 4 exons. The record is from RefSeq and is a predicted model, not a curated record. Gene Ontology annotation, cellular component: membrane. Lineage: Eukaryota; Fungi; Ascomycota; Sordariomycetes; Glomerellales; Glomerellaceae. The coding region runs from base 1 to 1596 and encodes 531 amino acids.